Molecule: messenger RNA, 5297 nt
Organism: Hemiscyllium ocellatum (epaulette shark)
Lineage: Eukaryota; Metazoa; Chordata; Chondrichthyes; Orectolobiformes; Hemiscylliidae
Gene: sbno1
Product: strawberry notch homolog 1 (Drosophila)
Exons: 31
Coding region: 403-4443 (1346 amino acids)
Biological process (GO): regulation of DNA-templated transcription
Cellular component (GO): nucleus
Molecular function (GO): chromatin DNA binding; histone binding
Source: RefSeq, a predicted model, not a curated record
UGGGUGAAGAGUGCGCGCGGUCACGUGACCGGCUGUAGCCGCCUGUGAUUUGGGGAGAGUGAAAAAAAACAAACGUGAAUUCAACAAAAUUAUGCCACAUCCUUUAACUUUUUUAUGGGGUUGUUUGGUUCCGGCGGUACGACGUGGGCGUGAAACGGUCAGCGGUCCGGAGCCGUCCGAGCGGGCGGUUGGAGAAAGUGCCCGGCCGGGGGUCACGUGAUGGACGAUGGCGGCGGCGCCUGACAUGGCGGCGAGUGGUUAGCGGGCGGGCCGUGCGCGCACUGUCUCUUCAGCUCAGCGCCGCUGGCAGUCACUGGAGCCGCUCUUCGUUUCCAUCAGCCACACAACCUGCAUCUCUGUUUACCGGGGAACCUACCGGCAGAGAAAUAGACUGAGUUUGAGAUGACCGACCCAGGUCAGGAUCUUCUACUUGCUGCUUUGAGUGAAAGUGGAAUUAGUCCUAAUGACCUCUUUGAUGCGGAUCCACUUGACACUGGCUUGAUGUCACCUCUGCCAUCCAGUGGCUUACAACAGCCACCUACAGCUACCACAUUUGUACUGAAUCAGCUGAACCAGCUUCCAAACCUGGGGACAGCAUUAAUUGUGACAAAGGCACCUGUUAAUACAGUGUCUCGUCCCACAGUUAGUGCAGCCAAGGUUGUUCAGACCAGCUCACUUGCACCAUCGUCUACAGCAGCUCCAACUGUAGCUACAGCCUCAGCCAAGGAUCAGAUACAGCUUAAAGACUUGCUUAAAAGCAAUAGUCUAUCCGAACUGAUGAAAAUGAAGCCACCGUCCAAUAUUGUUCAGCCAAUUACAACAGCAGCCACUGACUUGAACAAUGGUGUUGCAAGGAAGGAAUCGUUGAGUAAAGAAGUGACUCGGGUAUGGGUCAAUGAGGAUAUUAAAAUGCGAAGCUUUUCUCCAACUCCAAAAUUACCUCUGAAAGAAGAGGAGGAGCCUGAGGAGGAAGAUGAUGAUGAAUUAGGCCAUGCAGACACAUAUGCUGAAUAUAUGCCAAUGAAAUUGAAAGUUGGCUUGCGUCAUCCCGAUCCAGUUGUGGAGACCAGUUCUUUGUCCAGUGUAACACCGCCUGAUGUAUGGUAUCGUCUAACUGUACAAGAGGAGACUAUUGAUAAUGGUUGGCUUUCUGCUUUGCAGCUGGAAGCAAUCACCUAUGCUUCUCAGCAACAUGAAACAUUCCUCCCCAAUGGGGAUCGUGCAGCCUUUCUGAUAGGGGAUGGUGCUGGUGUGGGUAAAGGAAGAACCAUUGCUGGCAUUAUUUUUGAGAAUUACCUUCUUGGUAGAAAACGAUCACUAUGGUUUAGUGUAUCCAAUGACUUAAAGUAUGAUGCUGAACGGGACCUGCGGGACAUUGGAGCAAAAAAUAUCCAGGUUCAUGCGCUGAAUAAGUUCAAAUAUGGAAAAAUAUCUUCGAAACAAAAUGGAAGUGUAAAGAAAGGUGUCAUUUUUGCAACAUACUCUUCACUAAUUGGAGAAAGUCAGUCGGGUGGAAAAUAUACAACCAGGUUAAAACAACUUUUGCAUUGGUGUGGUGAAGAUUUUGAUGGAGUAAUUAUUUUUGAUGAAUGCCACAAAGCUAAAAACUUGUCUCCAGUUGGAUCCUCAAAACCCACCAAAACAGGUUUGGCUGUGCUGGAACUACAGAACAAGUUGCCAAAAGCAAGGGUGGUGUAUGCUAGUGCGACAGGUGCAUCGGAACCACGAAAUAUGGCUUAUAUGAAUCGACUUGGAAUCUGGGGUGAAGGUACACCCUUCAAAGAAUUCAAUGAUUUUAUUCAAGCUGUGGAAAGAAGAGGUGUUGGGGCAAUGGAGAUUGUUGCCAUGGAUAUGAAGCUAAGAGGAAUGUAUAUAGCAAGACAGCUGAGCUUUUCUGGAGUGACCUUCAAAAUUGAAGAAGUUCCCCUCAGUCAAGAUUACAUUAAGAUGUAUAAUAAAGCAGUUAAACUGUGGGUUGAGGCCAGGGAGAAAUUUCAGAUGUCAGCUGAGCUGAUUGAUGCAGAGCAACGGAUGAAAAAGUCAAUGUGGGGUCAGUUCUGGUCAGCACACCAGAGAUUUUUCAAAUACCUCUGCAUUGCAUCCAAAGUUAGAAGGAUAGUACAACUGGCCCGAGAAGAGAUCAAAAAUGGAAAGUGCGUGGUUAUUGGUCUACAAUCCACUGGAGAAGCAAGAACUCUUGAAGCUCUGGAGGAAGGUGGUGGUGAACUGAAUGAUUUUGUUUCAACUGCUAAAGGAGUCCUUCAGUCUUUGAUUGAGAAACACUUCCCAGCACCUGACCGAAAGAAGCUGUACAGUUUGUUGGGGAUAGAUAUGACUGUGUCCAGUAACCAUGACUCUCCCACUGACAGUCCAUCAAGACACAGCAAAGGAAAAAAGCGAAAAGCUAAUGAGGACAAAAGGGAAGCAAAGAAACCUCGUAAGAGCAGAGGACUUGCUGGAAGCAGCUCUUCAGAGAGUGAGUCUGAAGUAUCUGAAAGCGAAGGCAGUGAUGAAGAAAGUUUUCUGUCGGUCAGUUCUGGUGAUGAUGACUUCAACCCUUUCAGAGAUGAAUCUUCGAAUGAAGAAGAUGAUCCUUGGUUAGUGAGGAAGGACCGCAAGAAAGACAAAGACAAGAAGAAGAAAAAGAAAAGUAUUGAUCCUGAUUCUAUUCAAAGUGCCUUACUAGCAUCUGGCCUUGGAUCAAAAAAGCCUAGUUUCUCAACCACCACAGUCAGUAGCACAACAAACAAUACAAUUUCUUCAGGUAAUAGCAGCCAUAGUAUUGUAGCCAGUGAAGAUGCAGUAGAAAGAGCGCAACAAUUGAAACGAGAGUUGCUUGAGAAGUUGGAGAGACUUGCUGAAGACCUGCCUCCCAACACCCUGGAUGAAUUAAUAGAUGAGCUUGGUGGUCCAGAUAAUGUAGCAGAGAUGACUGGCCGGAAAGGCAGGGUUGUGAGCAAUGAUGAUGGUAGCAUAUCUUAUGAAUCUAGAUCUGAACUUGAUGUUCCUGUUGAAAUCCUGAAUAUAACAGAAAAACAGCGGUUUAUGGAUGGAGAGAAGAAUAUUGCAAUCAUUUCGGAAGCAGCCAGUUCUGGUAUAUCAUUGCAAGCAGAUCGCAGAGUUAAGAACCAGAGGCGACGUGUGCACAUGACCUUGGAAUUGCCUUGGAGUGCAGACCGUGCUAUUCAGCAAUUUGGUAGAACCCAUCGGUCAAACCAAGUGACUUCUCCUGAGUAUGUUUUUCUCAUCUCCGAAUUGGCAGGGGAACAAAGAUUUGCUUCAAUUGUUGCAAAAAGGCUGGAAAGUUUGGGUGCUCUUACGCAUGGUGACAGACGAGCCACUGAAACAAGAGAUUUGAGUAGGUUCAAUUUUGAUAACAAGUAUGGAAGGAAUGCCUUGGAAAUAGUCAUGAAAUCUAUUGUAAAUCUGGAUAGUCCACUGGUGUCAUCACCUAAAGACUAUGUUGGAGACUUUUUCAAAGACGUUCGGCAGGGAUUAAUUGGCGUGGGCUUGAUAAAUAUGGAAGACCGUUCAGGGCUUCUCACAUUGGAUAAAGACUAUAACAAUAUUGGCAAAUUCUUGAAUCGAAUCCUUGGUAUGGAGGUACAUCAACAGAAUGCACUCUUCCAGUAUUUUUCAGACACUUUAAAUGCUGUCAUUCAGAAUGCUAAGAAGAAUGGAAGAUAUGAUAUGGGAAUUUUGGAUCUGGGCUCUGGGGACGAGAAGGUGAAGAAACUAGAAGCGAAGAAAUUCUUAACUCCAGGGUAUUCUGUUUCAGGACAUGUUGAAAUUUAUACUAUAAGUGUCGAAAGAGGCAUGUCCUGGGAAGAAGCUACAAAGAUUUGGGCAGAGCAAACUGGAAUAGAUGAUGGCUUCUAUUUGUCAAUGCAGAUAAGGAAUAAUAAAAAGACAGCAAUUCUGGUUAAGGAAGUUAACAGCAAGAAGAGACUGUUCAUGAUGUACAGACCAAACACUGGCAAGCAACUCAAAUUAGAGACUUACAUUGAACUAAAAAAGAAAUAUAAAAAGGUAACAUCUGCAGAAGCAGAGUCACAUUGGGUGGAACAGUACAAGUCAUCUGCAGACACUUGUACUCAUGCAUAUUGGCGUGGAAACUGCAAAAAAGUAAGCCUUGGAAUGGUUUGUGAAGUCGGGCUGAGGUGCCGCACUUAUCAUGUCCUCUGUGGUUCAGUUCUUAGUGUCUGGACAAAGGUGGAAGGAGUCUUGGCCUCAGUCAGUGGGGCUAAUGUAAAAAUGCAGAUUGUGCGAUUAAAAACAGAAGACGGGCAAAGGAUUGUAGGUUUGAUCAUUCCUCAGAACUGUGUCUCUCCAUUGAUAAACAUUCUGUCAACGUCGGACCAGUCACAACAGCUGGCACUGCAGCAACAGCAGAUGUGGCAGCAGCUCCACCCUCAGAGCAUAAGUCAUAUGAGCAACACAUAGUGACUCGCUACAUGUACCAGAGCUAACCUUACUUGAAAACUGUAACUUUUACAGAAGUGUCAACGCCAUGUGACCUUCACUCUUUUCAGGAAUUCAGGGUCAUGUUCCAAAGAGAUUCCUUAAUUAGUGAAGUAUUGGUGAACACUGAAUCUGGGAAUACCCGUAAAUCAGAGACAAGUUCUGUUUAACAAACGGGUGAACGUUGAAGGCCAAGAUGUUUGGACAUGUUACUUUUUUUCUUCCCUUUCUAUGACUCUUCAUGUUAGCACUUUGUUCUUUACAGCUGCUAUAAUUCUCCACUUUCAUUUCUACUGUUCAAGUAAUGGAAAGCAACAUGUGCAUACUUUGCACACAUUGAACGCUUUACCUUGAAAUCACUUUCAUUUCAUUUCUUUUCCUACGUCCUGUCUGUAUCACGACUGAGGACAAUUUGUAGCUUGUUACAAAUGAGUGCACUGGUUCUAGAGAGAUGCUGAGGGCUACGUUACUUGCUGUGUACGUAUCUAGAAUGUUCCAUGUUAAAUACAUGCUUAUUGAAAUUAAAACCCUGUAAAAUACUUUCCAUCUUUAGGCUGGGUUUGUAAACCCUGUGUCUUAAAAGUGAACAAGCGUUCUUUCAGGGUUUGUUUAUCAUGUAUAUCCUAUAAGCAGGAUGUAAAUAUGAUACAAAAACAAUGCAGAAAUUCUGGCCUAUUUAAAAUAAAACCGCAUUAUUGAAAGUUUAUUGGGGGAAUUAAUUACUUUAUACAGAAGCUGUUUUGAAUAUGUUGAUAUGCUUUCUUUCUCCACAAUGUGUAAUUUCUGGGUAACUGCAAAAUGUAUGUUCUGUAUUUGUGUUUCAUGGCACAAUCUUA